Malania oleifera is the source of this 1680-nucleotide messenger RNA. Its product is annotated as (-)-germacrene D synthase-like. Gene Ontology annotation, biological process: diterpenoid biosynthetic process. Bases 1 to 1680 code for a protein of 559 amino acids. Lineage: Eukaryota; Viridiplantae; Streptophyta; Magnoliopsida; Santalales; Ximeniaceae. Gene Ontology annotation, molecular function: terpene synthase activity; magnesium ion binding. The record is from RefSeq and is a predicted model, not a curated record. The transcript has 7 exons.
AUGUCUGCCCAGUUGGUAUCCGUUGCUUCUGUUCCUUCCCAGAACGCCAAACCUGUAGACGCGACUCGCAACCUUGCAAAUUUCCACCCUAGCAUCUGGGGCGAUCAGUUCCUCAAAUACACUCCCGACGGCGCCGUAACCCUUGAGCAUAAAGAGCAGCAGAUUGGAGAACUGAAAGAAGAAGUGAGGAAGGAGCUAGUGGCUGCCACUAGCCCUUCUCAGCAGCAGCUGAAGCUCAUUGAUGCAAUCCAGCGCCUAGGCGUUGCUUACCACUUUGAGAACGAGAUAGAAGCAGCAUUAAAGCAUGUGCAUGAGAGCUACCAUAGCUAUCUUGCUGGCAGUGACCUCUAUAACGCUGCUCUUCUGUUUCGGUUACUCAGACAGGAGGGCUUCAAUAUUUCGUGCGAUGUAUUCAACAAGUUCAAAGACGAAGGUGGCAAUUUCAAGGACUGCUUGAAAAGUGACAUUGUGGGCAUGUUGGGCUUAUACGAAGCUGCGCACCUAAGGCAUCAUGGGGAAGCCAUUUUGGAUGAAGCCCUAGCUUUCACUACAAUUCACCUAGAGUCCAUGUCAGCCAACUCAAGUGAUCCACUUGUAGCACAAGUCACUCGUGCUUUGCAUCACCCCAUCCGGUUGAACUUACCCAGGCUAGAAGCCAGGAAUUUCAUGUCCAUUUACCAAGAAGAUAGUUCACAUAACAAAAAGCUGUUGAAGCUUGCAAAGUUGGACUUCAAUUUCCUCCAGUCAGUGCACCGAAAAGAGUUGAGCUAUAUCACAAGGUGGUGGAAGGAUCUGGGCUUGGCUAAAAAGCUACCAUUUGUGCGGGAUAGGGUGGUGGAAGGGUACUUUUGGGUGCUAGGAGUGUACUUUGAGCCCCAAUACCAUCUUGCUAGAAAAAUAUUGAUGAAAGUGUUUGGCGUGACAUCUGUUUUAGAUGACACUUAUGAUGCGUACGGAACAGUUGAGGAACUUGAGCUCCUUACCAAAGCUAUUGAGAGAUGGGACAUCAACUGCAUAGAUACCCUCCCGGAUUACAUGAAGUUAUGUUAUCGAGCACUUUUGGAUGUCUUUGAGGAAAUUGAGGAAGAGAUGGCCAAGGAGAAAAGAUCAUACCGCGUUUACUAUGCAAAACAAGUGAUGAAAGAUAUAGUCCAAGCAUACUUAGCAGAGGCCAAAUGGAGCCAUGAAGGAUACAUACCAACAAUGAAGGAGUAUAUGCAAGUGGCACUAAUAUCUGCUGGUUACACCAUGCUUACCACAAUAUCCUUUGUUGGCAUGGGAGAUAUUGUAACCAAGGACUCCUUUGAUUGGGUUUUCAGCAAACCCAAGAUUGUCACAGCCUCAUGUGUGAUUUGCAGGCUCAUGGAUGACAUAACUUCCCAUGAGUUUGAGCAAGAGAGAGGGCAUUGUGCCUCUGCAGUUGAAUGUUACAUGAAACAAUAUGGGGCAUCGGAGCAAGAGGCACAUGCUGAGCUUCAAAAGCAAGUGGUGAAUGCAUGGAAGGACAUAAAUGGGGAGUGUCUUAGACCUACUGUUGUGCCAAUGCCACUACUUGCACGUAUUCUUAAUCUUGCCCGAGUGAUUGACCUUAUUUACAAGAGCGAAGAUGGCUAUACGCAUGUUGGAAAACAGAUGAAAGGGCGCAUUGCAUCACUGCUUAUUGAUCCAGUCCUAGUGUGA